Molecule: messenger RNA, 906 nt
Organism: Cucurbita maxima (winter squash)
Lineage: Eukaryota; Viridiplantae; Streptophyta; Magnoliopsida; Cucurbitales; Cucurbitaceae
Product: pathogenesis-related genes transcriptional activator PTI6-like
Exons: 3
Coding region: 11-817 (268 amino acids)
Biological process (GO): regulation of DNA-templated transcription
Molecular function (GO): DNA binding; DNA-binding transcription factor activity
Source: RefSeq, a predicted model, not a curated record
GUCUCCAUUAAUGGGUCGAGUUUGUUCCGGCGGAAUUAGGUUCAGAGAAAUUCGAACCACCACCCACAAACCGGCGACGGAGACCAAAUUGGUUCGAAUUUCGUUCACCGACGGCGACGCCACCGAUUCCUCGAGUGGGGAAGACGAAGAGACAAUCUCCAUCCGCCACGUCAAACGCCAUGUGACUGAGAUCAGGCUUCUCACUCGUAGUUCCAAAAAAUCGCCGCUGAAAUCGGGAGCUGAUCCGCUGCGUAACUCGAAGUGUCAUAGAAAGUUCCGGGGAGUUAGGCGACGGCCGUGGGGGAAAUGGGCUGCCGAAAUCAGAGACCCUUUCCGGCGGACUAGAGUUUGGCUUGGAACCUACGACACGCCGGAGGAAGCUGCCGUCGUGUACGACCAAGCCGCCGUCCGCCUUAAAGGCCCCAACGCUCUAACAAAUUUCGCCGAAGCUCCCAAUUCCAAAAGUACCGUUGCCACACAUUUCACUCCGCCGCCGCUGGCUGUGGCGCUGGCUGUGGCGAUUUCCGAUAGAGAAGAAUCUCGGAGUCUGUGCUCUCCGACUUCCGUUUUGAGAUUAGAAGAACAAAUUUGGAGACCCAUUGAGCAUGUAAGCGAAGAGUCAGCAUUAGAAAUGGAAUUAAAUUGGUUAUAUGAUCGGAAUUCCAACAGUUUGUUGUUCAAUUCAAGAAGCCCACAGCCCAUAAAUUCCGACGAAAUGGAAGAUUUCGGCGACAUUCCGAUGGAUUUCGAAUCAUGCAAAUGGGACGUAGAGAAUUAUUUUCAAGAUCCAACCUUUAGUAUUUCACUCACUCACUGACAGACUGACAAAUUCGCUAUCUUUUUUAUUUUAUUUUAUUUAUUUUGUUAUUAUUAAAAUUUAAAAUUUGGUUCCCUUUAAAUUUGUAU